AUAAUAUAUUAGAGUUAGACAUUAGUGGUUUUUUAAUAAAACUUUAUACAUUAUGAUUCUUAGAAAAUUUAUUUAAAAACUAGGUUUUUAUGUGAAGAUUAUAUAUUAUUAUAUACCACGAGUUAAAUGUUCAUUUAGUUAUGCUAAUCGCGUGUAUUUAGUAAGCUAUGUGUCGAUGUUAGCCAUUUGAAUUUUGAAGUACGGUGUCAUCAAUCAUCCUGAGAACCCAAUUUUUCAUGUUUACUAACUAAAAUAUUUUAAAACUUCUUUCUAUUUCCCUUACAAAUACACUUAGAAAAUUUGGAUUACCUUUGUCAUUACAAUUAGAAUAAAAUUAAUUACGCAAAUAAUAAGAUUUCGCGGCGUGUUUUAUGUCAUCCAAAAUUUGAUAGUUAUUGAUUUUUGUGGAGAUUGUAUAAUUUCGGCAAUUAGUGGGUUAGAGAACAAUGGACGUGGACGAUUCGGCUGUGGAUCUCAGCGUGAGCAGGUCCUUACCACCAGAGCUGAGUGAGCUGAGAGCUCUUACUGCAAGUGGAUUAACUAUUACUCCAGCACAGCCUCCACCACAUGGCGCAAGUGGCAAACGGGUGCUUCGGCCCAGAUCUGAGACCCGUAGCUAUGCAGAAAGUCCUGACAUUGUGCUUCUACCAGCAGCACCACCUCAUAGAAAACCUACUCUUGCACCGCCCACACCUGCUCCAUUUACUGAUGUAAGCAGCAAGCUAAAUUCUGCACCUGUCAAUGUGUCUAUAACAGCCAGUGCAGUGCAGGCCAUUCCAGCACAUGUGGAGUCACCUCGCGAUCCUCGAGAUGAAGAAGAUUCUGAGGAGGAAAAUGAACCACCACUCCCAAUACCUGGGCAUAGGGAAUUAUCUAGUGCCGAGAUAUGGGAACGCGAGCGUCGUCUACGUACAUUGCGGGAACAGCUUAGAGCAGAGGAGACCCGGCUUGUGUUACUUCGAAAGCUGAGGCAAUCCCAACAGGCAACUACCUUGCCGCCAGUUAAAGAGUCCACAACGGGUACAGCAUUAGCGGGCAGUGGGUGUGUCGUACCCCCUGGAGUUACUGUUACUCCGGCGCCACCACCGGCUCAUCAGCAAACCAAGCGCACGAGCAGCAACAGCGCCGCGAGUAACUGCAGUACUUCGAUAAGCAGCUCCUCUCGCCGCUCUGCCAAUCUUCCUGGUGGCGCUACGCUGACGCCGGGCCCUUACCGUUCACAGUCGUCAACUUCGGGAGGCGCAAGUAUUACUCCUUCUGUGACGAUCACUCCUGCGCCGCCACCAGCUUCACAAUUGUCUGCGCCUAAGGCAAGUACCCGCAGUUCAGAAGAUACACAGACGCCCGCCCAACGACAGGCUGCCGCUAAAUUAGCGCUCAGGAAACAGCUAGAGAAGACACUAUUGCAGAUCCCGCCGCCUAAACCUCCUCCGCCAGAGAUGAACUUCAUCCCGUCUCCUAGCAACACUGACUUUGUGUACCUUGUGGGCCUGGAACAUGUCGUCGACUACCUUACUAAUGAAGAUCGCUAUUUCAGUUUCCCGCGUUCGUCAGUCCCAGCCGUGUGCGCGCAGUGCGCUUGCGACUUCACGCCCGUGUGGCGUUGGGAGCGUGCGCCCUCGCGUCGCCAGGACGCAACAUUCACGCCCGCUUCCGCUUCCGCUACUUCUGCGAGACGUCUUUGCGAGUUGUGCGUGUCGGGCAAUGUUAAACGAGCGCUCAAGGCGGAACACACAGCUCGCUUGAAGACGGCGUUCGUGCGCGCUCUUCAACAGGAACAAGAGAUCGAGCGUCGCCUGGCUGCCCCCUCCACUUCGCCACCCCCCACCCCGGCUCCGCCCCCGGCUCACUCUCAUCAUAAUAGGACUUCUCAGCAAACUCCAAUCUCGAGAAUGUCUCGCGGCGGAGGCACUCCAGCACCUCCGACGCCACCUGCGCAGCCACAGCCCAAACCAUCACCACAAGCCAAUAGUCGCAGCGUUAGCUCUUCGGAUACGUUGCGCAGUCACCACGGGUCAAGCGAUCGUGACCGUGCCCGUGAGGCUGAAGUGCCCGCCAAGAAAGGUAAAGCGUCAUCGUCAAGCAGCACAAGCCAGGGUGGUAGUAGCAGCAGUAGCAGCAAACAGCAUCAGCAACUCGCAGCGGCUGCAGCGGCUCAGAUGGCAUUUGAACAGCACAGCGCGGCUGCCAUGCAGGCCUUGCAGCACCAAUUACUCAGAGGCUUGAGCAGCGCCGGCGGAAACAACAGCAUGUCUCCAGCAGCAGCGGCAGCAGCCAUGAUGCAGUUUUCUCCGCUGCUUUACACCUACCAGCUCGCGAUGGCUCAGGCCAGCGCGCUAGGUAAGCGUUCGGGUAAAGGCGGUAACAGCAGCGCUGCAAUGGCGGAAAUGCAGCGCGUAGCGGAAGCACAAAGACAAUAUUUGUUGGAUAUGAUCCCUGGACAUUCACGCAAUCCCUGGACCAAGAAUUGAUUGCUAUGCAUCGAAGAUACAUAAGGCAUUUGAGUAAAAUUUGAUCUUUUAUUUUACAAUAAGCUAGAUAGAUAGUUAAGGUAAGUCAAGGUUUAGUUCAUUGAGUUAAAUGCAAGUUAUAAGAAAUUGUUAAAGUGUGGGGGAGUCUACACGAGUUAAUUACAAGAAUCACAAUGUAUUUAUUAAUAAACAGUUGAUUGUAACAAAAUUGUACAUUAAAAAUCAUUUAUCAUUAAAAGUAAAUUUUUAUAAAUCCUCACAUGUGAUGGGAAUGUUCAAGGCGUAUAAUGUGAUGUCAAUUAUAACUUAAACUAUCACAUCAUUAUAACAGAAAUAACAAAAGCUUUAUUAUGAAGGAAAAAGUGAAACUGGAAUAUAUUUUAAGCAUAUUAUUAGGCUUACUUUUUAUAUAUUAUCUAUAAAAGUUAAGAAUAGAACUACUCGUGUAGGCGCCAAAACUCUGUGUUCCAAAACUGAUUAAAAACAACUGUCAAGCAUUUGCAAAUUACAGAAACUGUCAAGCAUCAAUUGACAGAUCAUUAAAGUCGAAUUAAGUUUGGAAUAUGGAAUUCAGAAACGUAAAGUGCUAUAAUGAUUGCACAACUUUAAAUACGUAAUUAUAAAGUAGAUAAGGUUAAACUUAAACUUAGUAAGUGUAAUUUUUCAUUUUUAUGUGGACUUUGAAUAAAUAAUUACACACA
Pieris brassicae (large cabbage white) is the source of this 3172-nucleotide messenger RNA. It is a transcript of the gene simj, whose product is annotated as transcriptional repressor p66-alpha. The transcript is spliced from 19 exons. Lineage: Eukaryota; Metazoa; Arthropoda; Insecta; Lepidoptera; Pieridae. Gene Ontology annotation, biological process: negative regulation of transcription by RNA polymerase II. The coding region runs from base 447 to 2471 and encodes 674 amino acids. The record is from RefSeq and is a predicted model, not a curated record. Gene Ontology annotation, cellular component: NuRD complex.